Harpegnathos saltator (Jerdon's jumping ant) is the source of this 1979-nucleotide messenger RNA. Its product is annotated as ATP-dependent DNA helicase 2 subunit 1. Gene Ontology annotation, molecular function: damaged DNA binding; double-stranded DNA binding; telomeric repeat DNA binding. The record is from RefSeq and is a predicted model, not a curated record. Gene Ontology annotation, cellular component: nucleus; Ku70:Ku80 complex. Gene Ontology annotation, biological process: telomere maintenance; double-strand break repair via nonhomologous end joining. Bases 92 to 1693 code for a protein of 533 amino acids. The transcript has 9 exons. NCBI's taxonomy places the organism in Eukaryota, Metazoa, Arthropoda, Insecta, Hymenoptera, Formicidae.
UGCUGACAGUGAAUAUCGGAACGCAGCCUAAAUCAAGCGUUUUUCGUAAACUUUUAUAAUUGCUUUCGUAAAUACAAAGAUAGCAUUCAACAUGCAAGAUUCCAAUAUAAACGAGGAAGAUUCUCAAAUCAGCCAAUGGUACGGAGUAAGGGAAGCUACAUUAUUUGCAGUUGACGCAACACAACAAAUGUUUAAGGAAGAUCCUGAAACUAAACUCAGCUAUAUCCAUAAAUUUUUUAAAUUAUACAAGCAAAUUCUUCGACAAAAGCUAGCAUGGAGUAUGCAAGAUUGGAUGGGUGUAAUAUUAUUUGGCACAGAUCAGAAGGAUGCAGAUUCAUAUUGGGAACAUAUUCAAACUUUGCAACAACUAGGAGUUGUUACCUUGGAUGAUCUACAGUGUAUCAGAAAAUUAUCAAAAAGUAACGUAAAAGGUUACCAAAGUAUGCCGCCUGAAAAUACUUAUCCACUUUUUAAUGUACUAUCGUAUGCAGUGGAUAAAUUUUUGAAGAUAAAAACUGUACUCACUAUACGCAGAAUAGUUUUAAUUAUUUGUCAUAAUCCUGUAUUAGAAGAAGCUGAGAAGCACAAAAUUAGAUCAAAAGCAGCAUCUUUGAAAGAUCUGGAUAUCAAAUUGCAUGUGAUCGGUUGGGGCAAGAAUUGGGUGCAUGAUCAUUUCUACAAAGAUUUAGAGAUGCUUUCGAGAAAGACGGACAGAAGUAUUUACAAGAUGACAUCUCUGGUGGACUUGGUGCAACAGAUUAAAGCACCAUCCAAGAACAUCGCACGAUUAUCCUUCAAAAUGAGCGAUGAUUUAGAAAUCAAUAUAGUCGUGCGUACUCUGGGCAAGAAAUGUAGGUGUUUGAAAAAAAAGUCACUGAGCAAAAGAUCAGGUCAGGUUUUAUUAAGAUCGACGUAUCUCCAAGGUGAUGAUUCUAACGAUGAGGAGGACAGUGACAACGAAAAUGAGUUAAGCUAUAUGAUACCAGAGGAAGUCAUCAAGAAAACCAAAGAGCUAAUUGGUGGUGAAGAGCUGGAGUUCACGCCAAAGGAAAUUUCUAAUGUGAAGCAUAUACAUCCGCCAAGCAUCAAGUUAAUUGGCGUGAAGCCUAUACCAAACGAUCUCUUUCGGUACCACGUGAAACGACAGUACUUUGUCAGACCAGACUACAACAGCACUCGUAGAGAUAAUCUAUUAUUCUUCAGCGCUUUGUUGGACAAAUGCGCCAAUAAGGGCAAGAUGAUAGUUUGCGCGUUCACGUUACGGAUGGACACUCAAACUACUCUUUGUUAUAUGAUUCCGAAUAUAGAGUUGGGCGGCUUUUAUUUAUCAACUGUUUACUAUCAAGGAAGUAUAGGCGAUAAGAGUGAAGUAUUACAUCAUUAUAAAACGCAGAAUCAAGUAACCAAUAGGGAGACUGAACUGUGGAAAAGAACUAUUGAUCGGCUAAGCAUGAACUAUGAUCCGUAUAUGUACAAAUGUUAUAAAUUGGAAUGUCAGAUACAAAUGGUGGAAAAAUUAGCUCUGGAUAAGAAGCCCGGUCCUCUGCCGGACGACAGCAUCAAGCAGUCAUAUUUGAAAACUCAGGAGAAAGUGGCAGAAUUUAUCCCUGAAUUUAAAAACAUGUAUCCUGACUUGGACAAAGCCAAUGAAUCGCCAAAAGCGAAGAGAGCUAGAAAGACUAAAGCAUCAUAAUUUUGCAAUUAUAUUUACACAAUCUGAGCAAAACUGCCGAUAUCGAUACGUAAUUUAUAAUUUGAUAAAUUACUAGCAACCACAAUUUGAUUUUGGUUGAUCCAAUCAUUGUACAUUGCUCUUAUAUAGCAUACAAGUUUUUGUACAUUGUACAAUUGCAUUAUACAAUUAUGUUUGGGAAAACAAUCUUAAUAACAAUAAAAAAUAUUGAGUUGUAUUUUUACAAGCACUAUUUUAUACUAAGUAUUGUGAAAAAAGAGAUAAGUAUACACAUUGUGUGGUAAAU